This is a messenger RNA of Quercus lobata, 3493 nucleotides long. RefSeq names its product structural maintenance of chromosomes protein 6B-like. The record is from RefSeq and is a predicted model, not a curated record. Gene Ontology annotation, molecular function: protein binding; damaged DNA binding; ATP binding. The coding region runs from base 146 to 3325 and encodes 1059 amino acids. Gene Ontology annotation, cellular component: Smc5-Smc6 complex; site of double-strand break; chromosome. Gene Ontology annotation, biological process: double-strand break repair via homologous recombination; chromosome organization. The transcript is spliced from 28 exons. Lineage: Eukaryota; Viridiplantae; Streptophyta; Magnoliopsida; Fagales; Fagaceae.
UCACACACAGCAAAACCCUCUUCCCGCCAUAUACACUCUCUCCAUCUCUAAACCUUCGUUCGUACUCGAUCACUCCCAAACCUCAAAAUCAAAUCUUCGUCUCUAUUAGGGUUCGCAGAGAAAACCCUAAAUCCAAGCCUUAGCCAUGGCCGAUUCUAGGGUUUCCUCCCGCUCCAUUCCCAUCCUUCAUCGUCGUUCGAGCGCAGGCAUUAUCAAGAACGUCCGAAUGGAGAACUUCAUGUGCCAUAGCCAUCUCCAAAUCGAGCUCGGCGAGUGGGUCAAUUUCAUCACCGGUCAAAAUGGAAGUGGUAAGAGUGCAAUUUUGACUGCUUUAUGUGUUGCAUUUGGGUGCCGAGCGAAAGGAACCCAGAGAGCAUCCACCUUGAAGGAUUUUAUAAAAACUGGUUGCAGUUACGCUGUUGUUUGCGUGGAAAUAAAAAAUGAAGGUGAAGAUGCCUUUAAGCCAGAAAUAUAUGGCGAUACCAUAAUUUUAGAGCGCAGAAUAACUGAAUCUACCAGCACCACUGUUUUAAAGGAUCACCAAGGAAGAAAGGUUGCUAGUCGGAAAGAUGACCUUCGUGAGAUUGUUGAACAUUUUAAUAUUGAUGUUGAAAAUCCCUGUGUUAUAAUGAGUCAAGACAAAAGCAGAGAGUUUUUGCAUUCGGGGAAUGACAAAGACAAAUUUAAGUUUUUUUACAAGGCCUCACUUCUUCAGCAAGUGAGUGACCUUUUACAAAACAUUGAUGAACACUUGAAGUCUGCAAAUGCCCUUGUUCAUGAACUGGAGGAAUCAAUAAAACCUAUGCUAAAGGAGCUUGAUGAGCUGCAAGGAAAGAUUAAAAACAUGGAGCAUGUGGAAGAAAUCUCUCAACGGGUACAGCAGUUGAAGAAGAAGCUUGCUUGGUCAUGGGUAUAUGAUGUAGAUAAGCAACUCGAGGAACAAAGAACAAAGAUUGGGAGGCUGAAGGAUCGUAUACCUGCAUGCCAAGCUAAAAUUGAUUUGCAACUAAGUGUAGUUGAGGAGCUGAUGGAACGGAUAUCUAAGAAGAAAGCUCAAAUUGCAUGCAUGAUGGAAAAUACAUCAGAAGUGAGAAGAAUGAAGGAUGAAUUGCAGCAGACACUUUCCUUGGCAACAAAAGAGAAGCUUGAGCUAGAAGAAGAAUAUGGCCGCAAGGGUAACCAACUCCAGAAGAUGGUGAAGCAUGUUAGAUUACUUGAACAACAAAUUGAGGAUAUUCAUGAGCAGCAUGUUAAAAAUACACAGGCUGAGGAAUCUGAAAUAGAGGAAAAGUUGAAGGGACUUCAAUGUGAGGUUGACGCUACUGCUUCAAGUCUUGCAAGUUUGAAGGAAGAAGAGAGUGCCUUAUUAGAAAGCCUAAACGAGGGAUCAAGUGAAAUUCGAAGAAUUGCUGAUGAGAUUGAAGAUUUUGAACGGAAACGUCGUGAAAUCGAGCAUUCCAUCCGCGAGAUCAAUCAACAUCAAAUCAACAAGGUUACGGCUUUUGGUGGAGAUAAAGUUAUUAACCUAUUACGUGCAAUUGAGAGACAUCAAGACAGGUUCAAGAAGCCGCCUAUUGGUCCAAUUGGAGCCCAUUUGACUUUGGUUAAUGGUGAUACGUGGGCUUUUGCUGUUGAAAAUGCCAUUGGGAGGUUGCUUAAUACAUUCAUCGUUGCUAAUCAUAAAGAUGCUCUGGUUCUGAGAGGAUGUGCUAGGGAAGCAAGUUAUGGCCAUGUUCCAAUUGUCAUAUAUGACUUUGCAAGACCAAGGUUAGAUAUACGACCUCACAUGCUUCCUCAAACAAAUCACCCAACCACUCUCUCUGUUCUACACACAGAAAACCACAUUGUCUAUAAUGUGUUGGUCGAUAUGGGUGAUGCUGAGAGGCAAGUUCUUGUUAGAGAUUAUGACAUGGGAAAAGCAGUUGCUUUUGAGCAAAGGAUCCUGAAUUUGAAGGAGGUUCACACUUUAGAUGGAUAUAAAAUGUUUUCUCGUGGUUCAGUCCAGACGAUUCUUCCUCCUAAUAGGAAGUUUAGACGCGGCCGUCUUUGUAGUUCUUUUGAUGGUCAAAUUAACGAUCUUCAAAGGGAUGCAUCACACGUAAAUGAAGAAGCUCAACAGCGCAGGAGGAGAAAAAGAGAUGCAGAGGGAAGGCUUCAGGAUCUUCAGGAGGAUCUACAAAGUGUAAAGAGGCGGCGUCUGAAUGCAGAGCGUAACUUAAUGUCAAAGAAACUAGCACUGCAAGAUGUAAAGAAUGCAUAUGGUGCUGAAGCAAAUGCAUCUUCUGCAUCGAAUGUUGGCGAGCUUCAUCAAGAAAUCUCAAAAGUCCAUGAGGAGGUACAAGAGAGGAAGAUGUUGCUGGAAAAGCUACAAGACAGAAUGAAUGAAGCAGAAGCAAAGGCCAACAAGCUUAAAGUGUCAUUUGAGAAUCUAUGUGAGUCAGCAAAAGGGGAAAUUGAUGCAUUUGACAAAGCAGAAAAUGAUCUGAUAAAGCUUGAACAAGCACUGCAUGAUGAAGAAGCGAAAAAGGCCCACUAUGAAGUCAUAAUGAGUAACAAGGUCCUUUCUCUUAUUAAAGAGGCAGAGGGAUAUUAUCAAGAGCUUGAGAAAAACCGUUUGGAAAGUUGUAGAAAGGCUUCUAUUAUUUGUCCUGAGAGCGAAAUUGAAGCAUUAGGAGGUUGUGAGGGGAGCAACCCAGAGCAACUUAGUGCCCAACUAACUAGACUAAAUCAGAGACUUCAGCAUGAGAGCCAGCGAUAUUCUGAAUCGAUUGAUGACCUUAGGAUGUUGUAUGAGAAAAAAGAACGUAAGAUUUCGAAAAAAAAGAAAACUUACAAAGCAUUUCGAGAAAAAUUGCAUGCUUGUGAGACAGCAUUAGGAUUGCGCCGGGAUAAAUUUGAUCGGAAUGCAUCAUAUUUGAAGCGCCAAUUAACUUGGCAAUUUAAUCGCCAUUUGGGAAAAAAGGGGAUCAGUGGAAAUAUUAAACUUAGUUAUGAGGAAAAGACCCUCUCAGUUGAGGUUAAAAUGCCUCAAGAUGCUUCAAGCAGCACUGUUCGUGACACUAGAGGACUAUCAGGUGGCGAACGCUCUUUUUCAACAUUAUGCUUUGCAUUAGCUCUUCAUGAAUUGACAGAAGCCCCCUUUCGAGCGAUGGAUGAGUUUGAUGUGUUUAUGGAUGCUGUAAGUCGGAAAAUCAGCUUGGACACCCUUGUGGAUUUCGCAUUGGCACUGGGAUCACAGUGGAUACUUAUCACCCCUCAUGAUAUCAGCAUGGUAAAACAAGGGGAGAGGAUAAAGAAGCAGCAAAUGGCAGCUCCGCAUUCUUGAUCAUCUAUUUACAUGUUCAGGUAAAAGCUUCAGUAGAUGAUAAUGUUGCUUGUAGAUAAGUUAUGCGAUGAAUGUAGUGGAGACUUAAUGUUGUACAAUGGCAGGCCUUAGAAUUCUCUUAAUCUUGUAUGAAGUUAUUGUUCAUGGAAUACUAACCAUGUACCAAAA